Molecule: messenger RNA, 1740 nt
Organism: Scylla paramamosain (green mud crab)
Lineage: Eukaryota; Metazoa; Arthropoda; Malacostraca; Decapoda; Portunidae
Product: glyoxylate/hydroxypyruvate reductase A-like
Exons: 9
Coding region: 53-1129 (358 amino acids)
Molecular function (GO): NAD binding
Source: RefSeq, a predicted model, not a curated record
AAAAAUAAAUAAAAAAUAGCCUAUAAUCAGCAAAAGGGAAUUAACAGCUGCUAUGAUAUACUCUCCAAGGUCAUUAGAUAAGACCGGCUGCUAUUAUAGUUGGUUACCAGAUACGAGGAUGGCAGCCACGGGGAGAACAGUAUACGUGCUCUCGGUAAUCCCACGAUUGGCUAAACUUGUUCAAGAGAAGCUUCCCGACGUGAAUGUAAUAGAAGUCCAGCACAAAGGUACUGUUGAAGAAAAAUAUAAUAAGAAAAUUUAUGAUGAAGAAAUACUUGCCCUGCAAGAUGCUGAGGUGCUGCUUGUGGACAACAACAUCUUGGCUGAGAUUUCAGAUAAACUACCUAAAGUAAAAUGGGCACAGGGAACAUGGGCAGGAGUGGAAGUAUUUCUAAGGAAUCCAGAGAAGCUCCCACCCUUUCCUGUGUCCCGCAUGGCUAGUGACACCUUCAGUCAGCUGAUGGCGGAGUACACGGUGGGCUGGAUUCUGAUUCAUGAACGUGGCUGGCUUGAUUGCCAGCAGUAUCAGCUGAAAAGUGAAUGGCAACACACAGGUAAAAUUGCAUAUUACCGUAGCCUGAAGGAAAUGACAGUGGGUGUGUUAGGCAUGGGCAACAUCGGCAAGGAAGUUGCCAGGAGUUUAAAAACAUUCCACUCUGAAGUCCACGCAUUUACCCGCACCGUACCAUCUCCUGAACGCAUGUCAAACGAUGUGGACAAAUAUUGGCACACUGGUGAGCUGCAUGAGUUUCUGGGGCAAUGUGACUAUAUUGUAAACAUCAUGCCAUCUACACCAGACACCAGGGGAAUGCUGGGUGGGAACACCCUCAAGCAUGCCAAAAAGGAUGCAGUAUUCAUCAAUAUUGGAAGAGGUGAUGUCAUUAGUGAAGGAGAUUUAAUCACAGCUCUUGAUGCUGGAUACUUGUCAGCAGCCAUACUAGAUGUUUUUGAAGUAGAGCCAUUGCCUAAAGAAAGUGGCCUCUGGAAGCACCCAAAGGUGAUGCUGACUCCCCAUUCUGCUGGAGUGAGUCGUGCUCAGGAUGUUACUGAAGCCUUCCUCAUGAACUACAAGAACUUCAUUAAUGGCCAGCCAGUUAGUCAUGUCAUUGACUGGAAAGCUGGAUACUAACUAAAGUGGCAUGUACUGUACAAGUGUGAAUGUACAAAUGAGCAGUCAGUGAAUGGAAGUGGAGAAUAUGGAGUCCUGUCAAUAAAACAAUAGCUCUUUAAAUUUCCUCCAACCACUUCUCACAAUUGCACAAUUUUCCAUCAAUUCCCCUACCUCUUCAUGUGUUCCUUCCACUUUGGCUUGUAAGACCUCUUUGUGAGUCAAAGUGAACAACACGGGGGUUUGCAGCUGAUCCUUGAUGCACUUUAACAUUUGUAAGGAACUCAUCACUCACCACUAUCCAUCCUCAACUAUGAACAGAAUAUCACAUUUGUACAUAACUAUCUUCACUCUGACCUGCCAGUCCUCUAAUCCAAACUUCCUUGUUUAUAUCACCAUUUUUCAGGAUACUUUCAAAUCUCUUCUUCAGAAAGUUUCUUAAUUUUUUUUUUCAUAAAUAUUUUUCCUACAGUUGCCAAACAAUGAGUACAGUAUUCUCUCUUCCUUACUUAAAACCAUACUGCAUCCUUGCAAUUAUGUUUUUAUACAGGGACUUGCAAGUAUGCAUUGUAUUUCCUCAUGUAGGAUUAUCAAUGGAUUGUCAAAUAUAAGUCACUGUGUCUUAAGGUGUC